Messenger RNA from Gadus macrocephalus (Pacific cod), 4342 nucleotides. It is a transcript of the gene esyt2b, whose product is annotated as extended synaptotagmin-like protein 2b. Gene Ontology annotation, biological process: lipid transport. Bases 270 to 3134 code for a protein of 954 amino acids. The transcript is spliced from 24 exons. Gene Ontology annotation, molecular function: lipid binding. The record is from RefSeq and is a predicted model, not a curated record. NCBI's taxonomy places the organism in Eukaryota, Metazoa, Chordata, Actinopteri, Gadiformes, Gadidae.
AGUGCGUCUCGGUGGCCGACAGCAGAUAGUUGGGUCUGGUAACACACUGCCAAGGGACGGGGAAGACCCGGUCCAUAGACCAAAGACCCGGUCCAUAGACUCGGUCCGUGGACGGUUUCCUGCUCAGGAGGAUCGCCUGUGAGCGGCAGGCGCCUCGGCGCUUAAAGGCCAUUUAAACGUGAGUAUGAAGCGAUCAUUCCGCACGCCGAUGGAAGCCCACCGCCUCCGCUGGAUCCUCACCGUGUAAACAACCGAGGCAGCAGCAGCACAUGUCCGGAGACACCAUGACCGCGGUCCGAGGUGCCCACCCCCACGCCCCCACCCCCGGCUCCACGGCACCCCCCAAGGAGAACGGACACACGGCGGACCCCGGGUCGCCCGCCCCGAACUUCCCCACCCCGGCUCCCCCGGAGGAGGGCUCCGAGAGCGGCGACACCCCGACGUCCUCGGCAGGCGAGCUCACUCGGACAUGGGUCCAGUUCGCCAAGACCUUCGUAGUGAUCUUCCCCAUCUACGCUCUGGGAUACUUCGAGUUCAGCCUGAGCUGGCUCCUCAUCGGCCUCGUACUGUUCUUCUGCUGGCGGCGGAACGCGGGCGGGAAGAGCAGCCGGCUGAACCGAGCCCUUGCGUUCCUGGCCCACGAAGACCCCCCCAGACACACCCUCACAAGUUCGGAUCUACCGCCAUGGGUUCAUUUCCCAGACGUGGAGCGGGUGGAGUGGGUCAACAAGACGGUGGAACAGAUGUGGCCGUAUGUCGGUCAGUUUGUGGAGAAGUUGUUCCGGCAGACCAUCGAGCCGGCGGUGAGACAGACGCACGGACAACUGAGCUCCUUCUGCUUCACCACCAUCAACCUGGGAGACAAGCCCCUAAGGGUCAACGGGGUCAAAGUUUACAGCGAGAACGUCGACAAACACCAGAUCAUCAUGGACCUGCAGGUCAGCUUCGUGGGCAACACAGAGGUGGACGUGGAGGUGAAGAGGUUCUUCUGCAGAGCCGGCAUUAAGAGCAUACAGCUCCACGGAGUGCUGCGAGUGCUGAUGGAUCCGUUGCUAGGCGACAUGCCGCUGGUCGGAGCCCUGUCUCUCUUCUUCCUCAAGAAACCGCUCCUGGACAUCACCUGGACGGGCCUCACCAACAUCCUGGACAUACCGGGCCUCAGUGGUUUUUCAGAGAGUGUUAUUCAGGAUAUUAUCUUCAGUUACCUGGUCCUCCCCAACCGCAUCACCAUCCCACUGGUGGGCGACGUUGAGCUGACACAGCUACGGUACCCCAUGCCUAAGGGGGUUCUCCGAAUCCAUUUCCUUGAGGCCCAGGACCUUGAGGGGAAGGACCAGUUCCUGGGGGGUCUGAUUAAGGCCAAGUCGGACCCGUACGGGGUCCUGCAGAUCGGCACCCAGCAGUUCCGGAGCCGCACCAUCAAGGCGAACCUGCACCCAAAGUGGAACCAGGUCUUCGAGGCACUGGUGUACGAGUUCACCGGGCAGUACCUGGAGAUCGAGCUGUUUGAUGAAGACACCGAUAAAGAUGACUACCUGGGCAGCCUCAUGAUGGACCUCAGUCAGCUACACCAGGAGCAGAAAGUGGACGAGUGGUUCGACCUGGAAGAGGCCCCGACCGGUAAGCUCCACCUGAAGCUGGAGUGGCUCUCCCUGUUCUCCAAUCCAGACAAGAUGGACCAGGUGCUCCGAAGCGUGCGGGCGGACAGAAGCCUGGCCAAUGAGGGACUGUCGUCCGCCCUGCUGAUGGUCUAUCUGGACUCAGCGAAGAACCUCCCAAGUGUGUUCACAGGGAGCCUGCAGGCUAGUGGAGCCCAUGCCGAGCGCAGGGCGUCUGGCCUGGUCUUUACCGAGCCCCAGGCCUCUCAGUCUAGGAAGCUACUCAGCAGCCUGUCAGAUUACAGCCAUGACGGGGCCAAGCAGGUGUCGGUCUUUAAGACCCUGAAGUGUGGUAAGAAGAGCAGCAGCGAACCCAGUCCGUUCGUCCGGUUCUCCGUGGGAACCAAGACGCUGGAAAGCAAGGUCCGCUUCAAGACGCGGGAACCCAUGUGGGAGGAGGCCUUCUCCUUCCUGGUCCACAACCCCAGGAGACAGGAGCUGGAGCUGGAGGUGAAGGACGACAAACACAAGUGCACCAUGGGCAACCUGACGGUGCCUCUGCGGGACCUGCUGCAGGAGCAGCACAUGACCCGCACCCAGAGCUUCUCCCUGAGGAACUCGGGCCCCAGCGCCUGCAUCACGCUGCGCCUGGCCCUCAGGGUCCUGAGUCUGGAGAAGCAGGACCCCUCGGACCGCCCCUCCUCCGUCCUGGUCCGCAAGACCAGCGUCCCCCAGGCGGCGGCCCCGGGCCCCUCCUCCAGCUCCACCCUCUCCGACUCCCCCAGGGCCGCGCCCACGCCCCCGCCUCCUCCCGCCCCCGCCUCCGCCCCUCCGUCCUCGGCCCCACGGCGCGCCCCCUACUCCUCCUCCUCCUCCACCUUGACCCUCCCCCAGCGGGACGGGGAGCCGUACUCCCUGAGCCCCGCCCGCAGCGUCUCGGCGCUCAGCUGUCACCUGGUGUGCGGCGGUGGCGGCGGCGGCGGCGGCGGCGGCUCGCAGCAGCGGCUGGGCCUCGGCGAGUCCAGCGUCAGCCUGGCCUCGGACGCCUCGCUGCCCGGCGCCCACCUGGAGCUGCACAACCGCCUGCGCCUGCUGCACAAUGGGUCUCUGCCUCCAGAGCCCUGUCCCCUGGGAGAGGUCCAGCUGACCCUGAGACACAGCAGCCAGCGCAACAAGCUCAUAGUGGUGGUCCACGCCUGCCGGCACCUCCUGGCGUUCCACCGGGACAGUGCCGACCCGUUCCUCAGACUCUACCUGCUGCCCGACCGCAGCCGGGGCGGCCGCAGGAAGACCUCGGUGAUGAAGAGGACCCUGGACCCCGUCUAUGACCAGACGUUUGAGUUCAGUGUGUCCAUGGUGGAGCUCCACAGGAGGUCUCUAGACGUGGCCGUGAAGACCGGAGGCAGAGUUCUGACCAAGCACAAGGGGCUUCUGGGAAAGGUGCUGGUAGAUCUGAGUGGAGAGGAUAUUUCUAAAGGAUGGACACAGUGGUACACUCUGACGGACGGAUUAUCAAAGAGUCCAUCCUUGAAGUAGACAGAAUACGGACACACACACACACACACAAACGCACACACACACGCACACAGGUGAAUCACACAGGGGACACACACUUCUAGGUCGGACCUCCAGUUUGUUCUUCCAGUUUUGUUUCCUCAACCUCAAUUCUUCCAAUGUAAUGUGAUUUUUUUGCUGGGGUGUUUUCUUUGUGUGUGUGUGUGUGUGUGUGUGUGUGUGCGUGUGUGUGUGCGUGUGCGGGUGUGUGUGUGUGUGUGUGUGUGUGCGUGUGUGUGUGUGUGUGUGUGUGUGUGCAUGUGUGUGUGUGUGUGCGUGUGUGUGUGUGUGUGUGCGUGUGUGUGUGUGGCAGUAAAGCCUUUGCAGAGCAUCGACUGCCUUCAUGUUCAUGAGAUGUCCGUUGCUGAAGGGAACAUGUCAACGCUACCACACGUCACACACACGCGGUUACGUGAAACAAUAUGAUUCUGAAUAUGAUGUUGUUUAACUUCCUCCAGGGUUGUUACGAACCGUUCUAUACUUCACACGUACCUCUUGUGUUAUUUCAGAUAUUGUUUGUGAUAUAUUCUGGAAGAUUCUGUGGCCAUGGCAACAGGGUUUUUGACAGCAGAUGCACGUAGCGGUCUGACCUUUGACCUUAUCCUUCCAUUAAUUCUCCUUCUUAUUUACGUGUGGGAUACCGGUCGCUGUUUCUAAGAGAAUGCUCCUCUGGGCAGAGUGAAAACGGGUUUAAAGUAUGUUGUGAUUCAGACUCUGAAGGCUCGCAGAUGCUCUAGAGCUGGAGUUCUAGACUAACUCGAGAUGAACCUAGAGCUGGGGUUCUAGACUGGCUCUGAUAUGCUCUAGAGCUGUGGUUCUAGACUGGCUCUGAGAUGCUCUAGAGCUAUGGUUCUAGACUGGCUCUGAGAUCCUCUAGAGCUGGAGUUCUAGACUGGCUCCACGAUUCUUGUUCAGGAAUGAUUGUUUGAACUAAAGUGAAUGACUUGAAGAGUAUUUAAGCUGACUUGCAUUGCUUUUCUUUGGGGUUUUUUGAGACCGUAUUUUGGGUUUUUGAAAGCGUUAUGUGGCCAUAUCUGUUUUUAAACCAUGCAUUUCUAAGUGUGUUUCAUCUUUUAGGCCUGUCAUGUUUUAUCAUCUACCCUGUGCCUUAAAACUCUGUAUAAUUCUGGCAUUUUGAAAUUAUAACUUUGAAUGAUAAGCACCCCAAGGCUUUUAAAGAAUGAAAUCUC